AGCAGUUUCAACGCUUCAACUUCUAGAAGCUGUUGGAUGCAAGCAUCCACUCGAUAAAUUUUGAAAAUGGAUCGAAAAUAUGUUUGUUUUGCAUUAUUGCAAUAAUUUACUAAUGGAUAUUAGGCAUACUUUUUCCACUGUUAAAGAAAAUUGGAGCUACGGACAAACACGGUUUAUAUAACCAGUAGACUCCUAACAUAUGUUAAUUAUUGUUUGUUUCAUAUUGUUACAUAUAUAACAUGCUUAUCAUCUUGGGUUCCUAUAACAAAUCAGCGUGUGUGUCAGAUAGUUUUCAGAUGUUUUUGUUUUCUGUAUGUCUCAUUAAUGACUUAUUGAUGACAUGAGAUAGUGUUUAUCUGUUUGAACUUCAAGACAAUUUGAAUUGUAUAAGAAAAAUGGAAGACUCAUUUUGGUGGGGAACAAAAGUAGAACAUCUAUUAUUUAAAGGAUUUUCCUCUCAAUCUGUUGGUGGACUCAUAGGAUUGUGUUUGUUUGUUGGCGCAAUGGCUUUUUUCUUCGAAUACCUGCGGUUUAUACAAACAAAACAAAAACAAAGAGAGUUGAUAAUAAGGGUGAAGCAGUUGAAGUUAUUGUGCCCUACAGAUAGUGCAGCGUUACUAGCUAGGACCAUUACAAAUCCUCAAAACCCACUGAAUAUAACUCUAUUUGAUAGGGCACUCCUUUUUGGGACUGAGAUCUCUCUCUGGUUGCUUCUUCAGAACUUAGGAUAUUUUAUAAUGUUAGCAGUAAUGGUAUACAAUGCUUGGUUCCUUGUUUCUGCAGUGAUUGGGGGAGCAUUGGGAUAUUUUAUUUUUGGACAUAUGUUCAUGAAAAUCAAUUUGCAGAACUGUCAGAUCAUGAGAAGUGCAUACUGUACUCAGAUAUGUGGAGAGGCAGAUGUUGGGUCUUACAAUAGAAAUGGAGAAUCUACCCCAGUGGCUCAUGAUACACCCUCGUCAUCACACAAUAAACUUGAAUGUGACGAAUAUGUUCAAGAAGGAUCUGUGAAAACUAAGGUGCAAUGCCAUUAGGUUAAUCGUGACAACUUUUUUUAUUGUAAUAUAGGUAGCUUUUGGUGAUGGAAAGCCAGUUUUUAUUAUGCAAGUUUUUUCAAACUAGUCUCUGGAAUCCUUAUUGUACCUCUCAAAUAUGUUUCUUUGAUAUGUUAAAUUAGAAAUUAACUUGAUAGAAAUGAAACGAAUGGUAAUAUCCUUUGUUUAUUGUUAAAUCUAUGUUUAUAAGAAUAUAUUCAAAUGAUUUUAAUUCAUCCUAGUCACAAUAGUCAAUAUUGUACUGAGAGAAAUUAUUAUUAUUUAUCUAGCAGUUCGUCAGCUCGAUAAACUAUACAGUUUGUGAAAUAUUGUAGGUAGAAUUAAUCUCAUUUCAACUUUACAUAUAAGUAUAUAUUAAUUGACCAAUAUUUGUUAAGGACUCACUUGAAAAUAAUAUUCUUCGUAAUCGUAAGCGAUACAUAAUAUUUUGAUACCAGGCGGACUUUGAAAUGUAUGCAUCCUAGAAUAUUAUCAUUUUUUUUUUGAAACUCU
Messenger RNA from Leptinotarsa decemlineata (Colorado potato beetle), 1544 nucleotides. RefSeq lists its product as uncharacterized. The record is from RefSeq and is a predicted model, not a curated record. Lineage: Eukaryota; Metazoa; Arthropoda; Insecta; Coleoptera; Chrysomelidae. Gene Ontology annotation, molecular function: copper ion transmembrane transporter activity. Gene Ontology annotation, cellular component: plasma membrane. Gene Ontology annotation, biological process: copper ion transmembrane transport.